This is a messenger RNA of Orbicella faveolata, 3134 nucleotides long. RefSeq lists its product as uncharacterized. Lineage: Eukaryota; Metazoa; Cnidaria; Anthozoa; Scleractinia; Merulinidae. Gene Ontology annotation, molecular function: RNA binding. Gene Ontology annotation, cellular component: mitochondrial matrix; ribonucleoprotein granule. Gene Ontology annotation, biological process: mitochondrial RNA processing; regulation of mitochondrial mRNA stability. The record is from RefSeq and is a predicted model, not a curated record.
AGGCAAGGCUGCUUGGAGCAUGGUUCGUGCGGAGUCAUGGGAUCGCCUUGUGGAUCCACAGCUACUUUGACAACGUUAUUCACGAAAUUUAUCGUCAAUAACAGGACAGACCCAUGAAAAUCGUUAAAAAUCACUGAUGUAGACAAUUUUCCUCAGUUUGUUGUCUAGCAUACGAAACGUCAAGUUCAGUAUUUAUAAAAAGCGACGGAGUACAAUUUUCGUUUCGUUCCGUUUCGUUGACCUCGUGUCGUUUGGUUUCGCAAAAGGAUGCGCGGUCACUCAGCAUUAGUAGUUACCAAUCUCCACGACCUCUGGCACUUCAAGAUGGCGACCUCCGUACAGUUCUAAUUUCGGUCUCGUCUCGUGUGCUGGAAGUCUGCUGAGAGUCGGAGAGUGCUUUUAAGGCAGGAAGAAAACUGCAAGGAACCUUUUGUUAGACUCACAAGAACUACCAAGUAACAAUGCAUACAAUGUAUGGAACGAGGGCUCUGUCCAUGUUUAUAAGCCUGCAUCCCCUGCGACAUGGUCGUUUUCUGACUCAAGUGUUCCCUUCACGAGCAUUUAAAGAGUUUAGAAACUUGUCCCAAACUUCGUGGUCAUCUCCCAAGAUUCUAAAACAAAGUGAACCAAGAGAGUUUGGCAGCUACUUUAUAAGACCAUCAGUUGUUAACUUUUCUUCUCAACCGCGCCCAUCUGAAGAUGAUAUUAAAAUCAACAAGGAAAUAUUGUCACUUAAAACAGUCAUAGAACAAUUUGAGUUGUUUGAGAGUAUCAAGAGUUCAGUAAGCAUUGUGAAUAGAGCAACCAUGCUUUAUAACAUUGCCAAGAUCACUGGAAGAAACGGAAACCAGAGACGAGUUUUGAAACAAGAAAAAGGCAGGUCAAGGGAAGCUUUAAACAGCGCAUACCUGGAAUUACUGGACAGUAUCUCCAAAGACAUUACCAAAUGCCUGCCCUGGGAUCUUGCAAAUGUGAUGUGGGCUUUAGGAAAACUUGAAGAGAAAAAUCACGAGCUAGUUCAAGUUUGUGAGAGAGCUAUUCUGUCUCGUGGUAUCACAGCCUUUGGCGAUGUAGGUAUUUGCCAGAUUGUGAAUGGAUGCAUACACCUGGACUUGACAGCCUCGGGAAUAGCUUUCGCGUUACAAGAAUCCAUUUGUAACGGUCAGUUGAAAAUAUCUAACUUUAACAAUCAGUUACUUGCUGCAAUGUUGUUGUUGUUUGCUAAGUCAGAUCGCUGUGCUGUUCAUGGACUCUUUCACAUUUUGUUGGAAGAAAUUCUAUCAAGAGACUUCUUGUUAAUGGCAAGUGGUGACCUUGCUCUCUUUGUGUGGUCCUUUGCAAAGAAGGAGUUGAAGGCAGACACGUUGUUUGACAGAGUGGAAGAAGAGAUUCUAAGGCGUGGAACAGCUAACUUGGAAAGACGCGGUCUUGUCCAGAUACUUUGGGCAUUCAGCAAGGCUAAAAAAGGAGGCAAGCAGCUUUUCGAUAUCAUGGACAAUGAACUUGCCUCAAGUGGGGUAGAGGGAUUUAACAAUUCUGCACUAUCACAAAUUGUUUGGUCCUUUGCAACGAGAGAUGUGACAAAUGCCAAAGUAUUUUAUCUUGUUAGGGAUGAGGUUUUCACCCGUGAUGUCUGCAUAUUUCAGGUGCAUCAGCUUGUUCUUAUCCUGUACUCGUUUGUUUUUGCUCGAAGACAGGACAACAGGCUAGUUGAGGAAAUUGAAAGUGAGUUGCUGACAAGAGAUGUGGCGCAAUUUGACAAUGGUCAUUUAUGUCAAGUGGUUUGGUCUCUUGGAAGGGCAAGAAAAUGGGACAGUAAAAUGUUUGAUGUGAUUGAACAAAUCGUAUUUCAGCGUGGUUUGCACCAGUUUCCAAAGUCACAAAAGUUCAUGCUUCUGCGAGGAUACGUGGAAGCAAAAAGGCUGACUGAACGGUUGUACGAAGGUCUGCAGGUUUCUUUCUUAAAGAGCAGUUUUUCGAAAUUAACAGCCAGAGAGAUCUAUAUACUUGCUUGGUGUUUUUCUGAGGCUGAGAAUAACACCGGACCACUGAUCAAUGCUGGGCAACUGUUUGAUACAUUGGAAAGGGAGAUAUUAACCAGAGGAAAAAUCCUUUUCAAAGGGCAGCAGCUUAAUCGGAUAAAGAAGGGCUUUCGGAAAGUUGGAAAGGGAACUAAGGAACUAUUUGAAUUGUAAGUGUCGUGGACACUUACUGCUGUUAAUUCAAGUAUAUUUUUUAUUAGUAGUUUUUUUGCUUAGUCGCUGUUAAUAACCAUAAGAACCAUCAUGACUGUACAUGAUGAAACGAAAGAUACAUGGUGAUCACACUUGUAUUCCUCAUCAAUUUUUACCGAAAACGUCGCCAUGUUUCCAAGCUAUUAUUAGUUUUGAUUGAUUCUAUUUAACAAGGCUUUGAUGUUGAAGGGACUUGAUUAACGUGAAGUUUUGGUUCAGUUUUGACUUUUCAGUGUGGGUUUCUUUUUUUGUGUGUGUUUUCCGUCAGUUUUGACUUGUAUGAAGCCCAACUCUACAACACAGAAGCAGUAAAUAUCAUUUAUGUACAAAAGAAAUUGACUCAAACUCUGAUAAAACGUCUCAGUAAUCCUGGAUAAUUAUUAUUCACAUAGAGAGAGGCUGAAGGACACUUAAGUCAAUCCUCCGUAUUGUCGUUAUUCUCAAGGUAAUCUCUCGAGUUAUUUUAAGAUCACUUCCGGUUUUUAAGCGUUGACGUAUUGUGUGACGUCAUCGCUUUAAGCUGGCGUGCUUGCAUUCCUUUGGAUAGUGAUUUCUCAUAGGUUCGUCGCGCUUAUGUCCGUCGCGCUUUAUGUCGCGCACGAUUUAUCCCUUCGUGGAAGCGAAAUGCACUCUGGGAGUUAGUAAAUGAGAAAUUAGGUUCAGCGGAUUGCUUUUAAUUCUAGCUUUUAAAAGAAGAUUUAGGGGUGGAUUUUGGUUUAUACAGUAUCGGAUAAAUUUGCAUUCACGGGCAAACUCAUAGUAAAAACAUAUCCUCCAUACAUACAAGUUUAGACAGACGAGUAAGUUGCACAGGCGAUAGGUGAGGACUUUGCGGCUUUCCUUUGAUGUUUGUAGGAUCAGCGGAGUGCUUUUAAUCGAUAUGACAAGUAUACAGUUAAA